Molecule: messenger RNA, 2324 nt
Organism: Closterium sp. NIES-67
Lineage: Eukaryota; Viridiplantae; Streptophyta; Zygnematophyceae; Desmidiales; Closteriaceae
Source: the annotation of a GenBank genome assembly
UGUAGCUCUUAGGAUUCAGGAAUGCGACCAGAGCUGCCAGUGGUGCAUGGAAGACUAGCCCCGUGACAGGACGCACAGGAUAGCCUUCGGAAGGCCGCUUCAGGCGAAGCUGGUUCGCGAUCGGAUUUAAACGAAGCUAUUUUGGGCGUGUCAAUAAUAAAUUGCUUGAUCGAACGCCAAUAAUCUGAUGGUCUUGCCGUGUGGUGGCUCGUCGUUGGCUCCGCGACAUCCUCGAUGACGACGAAACUAUGUUACCGCUGUGGCGAACAAACCCUCGCGAUACCUUUGGCGAACUCGACCUCGUAGUAGCAUUCGUCCUGAAUUCUGUCGCAGCCCGCCUUACCCGUUAGUCCCACUUCUUAGCUGUCGCCUAUAGUCUCCUCACCUUAGUUCCCCUCGUUGUACCCAUUAUAGUCGCCCCGAUUCAUGAGGAUUGAUGCUAUUGGGCCCUAAGACAGUCGCCUAAUCCUUUUUACUAGCAGCAGCAGCAGCAGCAGCAGCAGCAGCAGCACCAGUUUUAGCAGCACUAGCAGACUUUCCGCCAAGAGAAUUGAACGCGCCAGCAUGGCUGGUGACGGCGGCGGCGGAGCCGGAGGCGCGGGAAGGCGCGGGUCCGCGCUGGCACAGGAGCUGCUGCUGUACGUGUGCAGCGCGGGGAUCAGCGCGCUCGUGCUCAUGUUCACUUUCCGCCAGCUCGACCCCAACCGCGCGCAGGCGAAGAUCGCCGCGCAGCGGAAGAAGGAGAUCGCCAAGAGGUUGGGCCGGCCGUACAUCCAGACCAACGCGUAUGAGGACGUGAUAGCGAACGACGUGAUCAACCCGCAGAACAUAGACGUCACCUUUGAUUCCGUGGGCGGCUUGCACCACGUGAAGCAGUCGCUGCACGACCUCGUCAUCCUCCCUCUGCAGCGACCAGAGCUCUUUGCCCAAGGCAAAUUGCUGCGGCCUCAGAAGGGAGUGCUGCUGUACGGCCCACCAGGCACGGGCAAGACGCUCCUAGCAAAGGCGAUUGCCAAGGAGUGCAGAGCGGUGUUCAUCAAUGUGCGGAUUGCCAACCUCAUGAGCAAGUGGUUCGGGGAUGCUCAGAAGCUAGUCACAGCAGUUUUCACUCUAGCUCACAAGCUCCAGCCGGCCAUCAUAUUCAUCGACGAGGUCGACUCCUUUUUGGGGCAGCGGCGGCAGACGGAGCACGAGGCGGUUACCAACAUGAAGACGGAGUUCAUGUCGCUGUGGGACGGAUUCAGCACGGAUGACACGGCGCGCGUGAUGGUGCUGGCAGCCACCAACCGGCCGUGGGAGUUGGACGAGGCAAUUCUGAGGCGCCUGCCCCGGCACUUUGAGAUCCCCCUGCCGGACCUGGUUGGCAGAACCAGCAUUCUGAAUGUGAUUCUGCGGGACGAGGAUGUGGAUGAGGACUUGGACCUCAAGGAAAUCGCCGCCCUGUGCGCGGGCUACAGUGGGUCGGACCUCACCGAGCUGUGCAAGCAGGCGGCGUACCUCCCCCUGCACGACUUCCUGGAGGACGAGAGGAGGGCGCUGGUGGGCGACGGGAAGGAACCAACGUCUCAACGCCCACUUUCCCGGGCAGACUUUCUCCGAGUUCUGAGCGAGUCCCGCCCAUCUAAAGACGCGGCGUUUGACUAUCUGCGCAAGCGCAGUGGAAGCAGUGCCAGCCUGCCGCACCUGGGGGAAGACCCCAACACUUCUGCCGCCUUCCCAUCGUACCCGUAUGGAGGUUCCCGCACCCCUCCCACUGCCUUCGGUGCUCCCACUCCCCCUACGGCUGCCCCGCAAUCAGCGCAGCACGCAGAUCUGCUUCGGCUGCUAUUCCAGGCAGCGGUGGCGUCAGCGUUGCAGCCGCAGCCACAGCCACAGCCACAGGGGGUGCAGCCACAGGGAGGGGAGCAGCAAGCUAUGCAGCAGCAACGAGGUGGGCAACAAGUGUUGCAGCCACAAGUUGGGCAGCAGGAAACGAUGCACAUGCACCCAUGUGAAGGGGAUUCGGGCUCUGGUGAUAGCGCUGCUGGCAAUGGUGGUGCUACUUCUGGUGCUGCUGUUGAGGGUGCUGGUAGUGGUUCCACGGGUGGGGAGAAUGGUACAGUGAACAAUAAUGACGAUGCGGAUGCUGGUGUUGGUGUUGGUGGCGUGAAUGGUGAUUUGCAUGAUGGUGGUGGCAGUGGUGCGAGCGGCGCUAGCAGUUGAAGUGUUUUUCGCUAAACAGCUCGUUUAUUUCUGGUAGUAGUUGAUUGAUGGGAUUAAUCAAAUUAAAAAUAACUUGAACCAUCUAGCAAAACUCAUAAUAGAAGUAAAACCAAUGUGGAGAC